Molecule: messenger RNA, 4433 nt
Organism: Dicentrarchus labrax (European seabass)
Lineage: Eukaryota; Metazoa; Chordata; Actinopteri; Moronidae
Gene: mtm1
Product: myotubularin 1
Exons: 16
Coding region: 281-2104 (607 amino acids)
Biological process (GO): negative regulation of autophagosome assembly; muscle cell cellular homeostasis; mitochondrion distribution
Cellular component (GO): plasma membrane
Molecular function (GO): phosphatidylinositol-3,5-bisphosphate 3-phosphatase activity
Source: RefSeq, a predicted model, not a curated record
GCGUGGCCACAAGCUUUCUCAUAAUGAGGAAGGAAUCGCUUGCAGUUUCAUAUGCUUAAUAUGAGUAUUGAUGCAUCUGUGUUUGAGCUGUCUCGAUCACGGCAGGGUGAGCAGUUCAUCAGUGUUAUCUGAUAUUACAUUAAGCGGAUACGGCAGAACUCUUACAUUACGGACCGUCAGUGAACACACCACUGCAGAUGUCACUCACUUAUGGUUUGGACCCACAUGUGGCGUACUUGAAAACUGAAUCACGGCCUGUGGAAGCCCCCCUCCCUGACCGAUGGCCUCACCAGUGUCAGUCUACAACUCCAACGCCUUGGACACACACAUCUCCAGUACCUCCAGAGAGUCUCUGAAGAUGGAGUUGUUAGCUGAUGUGUCUCUGCUGCCUGGGGAGGAAAGAAUUACAGAUAAAGACAUCAUCUACAUCUGUCCAUUCAGUGGAGCUGUGAAAGGCAAAGUGUUGAUCACCAACUACAGACUCUACUUCAAGAGCUCAGACUCUGACGUGGCUGUGAUGCUAGAUGUUCCUCUGGGCACCAUCAGUCGGGUGGAGAAGAUGGGUGGGGCAUCGAGCAGAGGAGAAAACUCCUACGGCUUGGAUAUCACCUGCAAGGACAUGAGGAACUUGAGGUUUGCCUUGAAGCAGGAGGGUCACAGUAGAAGAGAUAUCUUCGAUCUCCUUUUCAAACACGCCUUCCCCCUCUCACAUGGUCUGCCUCUGUUUGCCUAUCUGACUCAGGAGAAGUAUGAGGAGAAUGGCUGGAACGUCUACAAACCCAUGGAGGAGUUCAGACGGCAGGGCUUACCUAAUAACAAGUGGCGUAUUACAUUCAUCAAUAAGAACUACGAACUGUGUGACACCUACCCUACUGUAUUGGCUGUGCCCUUUAAAAGUAAAGAGGAGGACCUUAGAAGAGUGGCUGCCUUCAGGUCAAGAGCACGCAUACCGGUUCUAUCAUGGAUCCACAGGGAGAACCAGGCAGUGAUCGUGCGCUGCAGUCAGCCUCUGGUCGGCAUGUCUGGUAAAAGAAACAAGGACGACGAGCGCUACCUGGACAUGAUCAGGGAGGCCAAUGACACCACCAAGCUCACCAUCUAUGAUGCUCGGCCCAACGUCAACGCUGUGGCCAACAAGGCCACAGGAGGAGGCUACGAGGGUGAUGAGUACCAGAACGCAGAGCUCAUCUUCCUCGACAUCCAGAAUAUCCAUGUCAUGAGGGAAUCCUUGAAGAAACUCAAAGACAUCGUCUAUCCCAACGUGGAGGAAUCUCAUUGGCUGUCCAGUCUAGAGUCUACACACUGGCUAGAACAUGUCAAGCUGGUGUUGUCAGGGGCAAUCCAAGUGGCAGACAAGGUUUCCAGUGGAAAUUCAGUGGUGGUUCACUGCAGUGACGGCUGGGACAGAACUGCUCAGCUCACCUCUCUGGCCAUGCUGAUGCUGGACAGUCACUACCGUACUCUCAGAGGAUUCCAGGUGCUGAUUGAGAAGGAAUGGAUCAGUUUUGGGCACAAGUUUGCCUCAAGGAUAGGUCACGGUGACAAGAACCAUGCAGAUCAGGACAGAUCCCCCAUCUUUGUUCAGUUCAUCGACUGUGUAUGGCAGAUGACCAAACAGUUUCCUACAGCCUUUGAGUUUAAUGAGCGCCUCCUGCUGACAAUCCUGGAUCAUCUGUAUAGCUGUCGCUUUGGGACUUUCCUGUACAACUGUGAGAGCGCACGAGACCAGCACGACGUGAGGUCGAAGACGGUGUCAUUGUGGUCUCUGGUCAACAGUAAGAUGGACAUUUAUUUAAACCCCUUCUACACCCCGGAGUCCGGCAGGGUCCUCUACCCGGUCGCCAGCAUGCGCCACCUAGAGCUCUGGGUAACAUACUACAUCCGCUGGAACCCACGCAUACGACAGCAGCAGCAGAGUCCGGUGGAGCAGCGCUACAAGGAGCUGUUGGCCCUCAGAGACGAGUACUUGAAGAAGCUGGAGGAGCUGCAGCUGUCCGACUCCUCCCCUUCCUCACGUCUGGCUAACAGCCCCACCCCCAACACCCCCUCCUCCACCUCCUCCACACCAUCACAGCAAUACACACACCUACAGACUCCCCUCUGAGGGCUGGUGUGACACACACACACUCACAUACUUGUUGACUUGCACUUAUGUCGUCUACACUCUGAUUUCUGUCUCUCACACACGCAGGGAAUUAAAUAGUAUUGUGCAGUUCUAACUGUGGAUAACAAAGAAUGCUAAUAAGAUUUAGAUUUGAUGGUUAAUUCUAACACCAUAGUGGUGAUGAUGGUGAUUUAUGCAAUAUGUCACAGUAAAGCCUUUUCUACACAGACACUCAUCAUACAGUGAAGCCUUAAAGACAUUGAGUGGCUUUCAGUCCAAGGGCUUGAACACACAGGACAGGCAGUGGAUCUAUGUACUGGCAGCAGAGCAGAGCUGAAGGUGUAUGGUUUCUCUGAACGUCAGAAAGCCUCAGGAAAACAUGCUUUUUGAUCGGAUUACCACCAAACCACAUACUACCACCAGUCAUUUACUGUUUGGCCGAAAAAGGUGUGUCUUAACCUUGUGAAUUGUGGCGUGACAAAAUAAUCUCCAGACAAAGCCAGUGCUUCAACCUGGAGUUACAGCUUCAUUUUGCUGCCUCCAGUGCAAUGACACAUCCAGGACACAAAUUUACAAAAACUCUGAUUGGCUUACCAUGAUCUUCUUACCUUAACCAAUCAAACUAUUUGUGCUUAAAUGGGUAACUUUAAAAAAAAAAAAAAAAAAAACGUUUUGUCAUAUUUUCUUAAACUCUGACUAUAUCCUGACAGUAACGUGAGACAGAUAAUCACCAUUCUCUCUGAUUGUUUGUGGUGUCGUUCAGGCCCGGUGUAUUCUUACCAUUGACAGUAUAUAUAAUGGACAGAGCUUCCGGGUCUGAAAAGUGAAGUCGACCCGCAAGUGUCUUAAACCUGCAUUCUAUGUAAAUUCCAGCAGGUGGCAGCACGGUUGGCUGCACUAACACAGUGAUCCCAUUCACUUGAAUGGAGAAUGAGCCGACUUGACACUUCCUUUAUUGGCUCAGUAAACAGGUUCCUGAUGAGUUUAGGAUCUCAGUCACCUUUUGAUUGGCAGGUCACUCUCAGCGAUUCUGUCCAGAGCAGCAUACAAAACUCUGAUCAAACUGUCAAACUAGGCAGUGCUGAUCAAAUAUGAAGCUAGAUUCUGUUACUGCGUUGACUAUUAUACUAUUAUACUCGCUUAAAAUCUUUCAGAAACUGAAACUAUUUUAGUGUACUGUUUAGCUGUAAUAAUAUAAUAUGUGUGACCAGGCGAGCCGCCAAUGAGCGUCGAUCAACUCGCAGUACGUCACGUCCGCUGGCUCGUGCUGGCUCCGUUUUACUGUCAUGGCUUCAAAACGGUUCUCCACAAACCAAUGGGUGACGUCAUGAUAGGUUCACACUUGAUUCUUACACAUGCCAUUAGGCACACUAGGAGAAGCCAGAGGAACCUGAUUUUAUCGCAGAUUAUCUAUGUACUGCUGUAAGGAUAUAGUGAAAGUUUCAGUAAAUAUGAUAAACGUUACUUACCUACUGCAUCUUUAAGACAUAUAUUUAAAUAGUCUUGGAACAAUAAUGUGUUUUUAGUAGUACAUAAGAAUAGCAGUUGAAAUGUACAAAGGAAAAGAGAGAAAAUCCCUAGGCUUGCCCUGUCAUGAGUCAAGACACUGGCAGAGAAAAAUCAACAGUAGAAACGAUACAUUUUCUUGGAAACAUUUUACAGUUAGAUGUCAGAACACAGCUCAGUGACACAGCUCCUUCCUAUGUCCUGCUAUACACAUACCACUGCUGUCCUGCGUGUAAUCAAGAUGUUGUACAAUUAUCACUUUUCAUCCUUCUUCCUACUUGCUGCACUGCUGCUGAGUAUUUCCCUGUCCCUCAAAGAGUUGAUCAGAACUGCUGCAGAGCUCAUGCAGUGGAGCCGGAGGCUGGGAGCUUCUACAGUGUGUAUAUAUCAGGUGUGUCAGAUUGGGAUGGAUUAUUUGUUGCUUAUCACCUGAGGGUGAGAGCUAUCCCCGUUGCUUACAUUUCGCCACUGCUAUCAGCUAAGCUCUCCUCAGCAGUAUUUUAAGCUAAGCUACGGCACUUACAGCAAAUCCAGUUCUGUUUGGUCAGAAUUAAUAAGUAGUUUUGUGAAUGCAGCUUUGAUACGGUUUGAAAUAUAUUUCAGGUGCUCAAGAUAGUAUAUGGGAUUGAAGUGGUGCUUGCCUCUGAUCUUGGAUCGCCCUAUUGUACCUUUAUGCUCUCACUAACCAGGAUGGACAAAUCAGCCCAGGUCAAUGAUGGCCUUACCUUGCCAAGAUGUUUGUAAACCAGCACACAGACUUAGGGACAGUGAGCAGAAAUAAACCAGUUCACUCUCCCCCUUAAAUACAACUUUUUGUAAAUCA